Priapulus caudatus is the source of this 1051-nucleotide messenger RNA. Its product is annotated as cathepsin F-like. NCBI's taxonomy places the organism in Eukaryota, Metazoa, Priapulida, Priapulimorpha, Priapulimorphida, Priapulidae. Gene Ontology annotation, cellular component: lysosome. Gene Ontology annotation, molecular function: cysteine-type endopeptidase activity. The record is from RefSeq and is a predicted model, not a curated record.
ACUGAACUGUGCCACGUACAAGUGUGGGAUCGACCAUGGUUACAUGAUACACGAGUUCUGAGACCAAUCUCGUGUGAGCCAUUGAAAGCAACCACUCCUGAAAACAAAAACUAAUGUGGAAUCGAUUACGGGGCAUGAGCACCAAAAGGAGCAGCAGGAAUUACCAGAGCGUUUGAGAAGGAAUGUAAUCAAGUUUGGUGGUGACGACCAUGACUACAUUCAUAUGGGCGUGUUUAAAAAGUUCAUGACUGAUUUUAACAAGACCUACGAAAGUAAAGAUGAUAUGAUGUACAGGUACAAGGUGUUUCGCCAAAACAUGAAGAGUGCUUUCAAGCUUCAAAAGGCUGACCAAGGCACUGCUACUUAUGGAGCAACUCAAUUUGCUGAUUUGACAGGGGAAGAGUUUAGAAAAAAUUACCUAACACCAGUAUGGGACCUAGAAAAUCAUCCUAGGGAUACAGCCCAGAUUCCACAGAUAGAGGUGCCAGAUUCCUUUGACUGGAGAGAUCAUGGAGCUGUCACACCUGUGAAAAACCAGGGAAUGUGUGGAUCAUGUUGGGCUUUCUCUGUUACUGGUAACCUUGAAGGGAAGUGGGCUAUCCAGAAAGGACAACUGUAUGAACUUUCUGAACAAGAAUUGGUUGACUGUGACAAGUUGGAUGAGGGCUGCAACGGGGGACUGCCUAGUAAUGCCUACAAGGAGAUAAUUAGACUUGGUGGGCUGGAGAGUGAGAAAGAUUACCCAUAUGAUGGCAGAGAUGAGAAAUGUUCAUUCUCUAAGCGUGAGGUAGAAGUCUACAUUAAUGGCUCCGUAACCAUCUCGAAGGAUGAAUCAGAUAUGGCUGCAUGGUUGGUGAAGAAUGGUCCUAUCUCAAUUGGCAUCAAUGCAAAUGCUAUGCAGUGGUAUUUCGGAGGCAUUUCUCACCCAUGGCGAAUCUUUUGCAAUCCCACUUCCCUAGAUCAUGGAGUUCUCAUUGUUGGGUUUGGUGAAGAGGAUGGGAUAUCAUACUGGAUCAUCAAGAAUAGCUGGGGAGAGUCGUGGGGUGAGAAG